Molecule: messenger RNA, 1336 nt
Organism: Nasonia vitripennis (jewel wasp)
Lineage: Eukaryota; Metazoa; Arthropoda; Insecta; Hymenoptera; Pteromalidae
Exons: 3
Coding region: 690-1247 (185 amino acids)
Source: RefSeq, a predicted model, not a curated record
UACAUAUUUCCCCACUUGGCGGUAAAUUUGAUUUUUCUCACUGAAAUUAUUCGUCUGUGUUAUACAUAUACUGUUAUACAGUCAAAAAAUUUGGAAAUCAUUCGAAUGGAAAUUUAAUUUGCCCAAAUAUAGAAUAAAUAAGGAUGUAAUAAUGUGUGAAGCAUGACUAUGUCCUUCUGAUAAAAACUUGCAGCUAUUAUAUUUGCGUUGAAUUUUAAUAUGAAAAAUUCUUGGCUCAAUUUAUAUUGCAAUUAAGAAUAACUAUUUUGCUAAAGAGACCUUUUUAUUUACUAUUAUCAUCCAGAAGCUAUAUUUCCAUCAUCGCUGAAUCACUAACUUAUCACUCACUUAAAAUGCUAAUGUCAAACGAGAGCCACGUGCGAUAAAACUACCGUUGAAAGUCUAGACGGAAAGUAAAUCAAGGAAGUUAAGAUUGAUAAGGUUUUCAACGAAUCCAGUCUAGACGUAAAAUCAAAUAAGAAAAUUUCCAAAAAUUGUAUACACAUUGUAUGCAUAAAUAUGCAAAUCGGAAGCAACAUAUCAACAGAAGAGUAUCAUAUCUUUGGUAAACAGCCAGAAUUUUGUAAUGUAUAUAUAACACAGUACUUCUACCGAUUCAUACAACAGUUCAUUCAGCUCCAUCGUCGUCUAUACAAGAAGAAAUCCAAGAGUAACAUACAAGAUUCGCCAUGUUUACCAAAUCGCUUGUUCUCGUACUCUUGGGCUGCACUCUAAUCUUGGCGAGCCCAGUUCAGCAAAGUGGAGAGUCGAGGGCGAAACGAUCGUUCAUCGGAACAAUCGCCGAUUGGCUUCAGAAAAUCGACGACACAAUCGACAAUGUCACCGAUCGUGUGAAGCAACCCGUCAAGAAGGUUUACGAUGCAAUUCUCAAGCAGGGCGAGGGCGUAGUCGGCUAUGGCAAGGAUACAAUCAAUGAAGUUCUCGAAAAGUACUACGAAUUGAAGAGCAAGUCUGAGGCAAGCAUCAACAAGGCCAAGAAUACCUUCCUUACCAAAGUCAUCGACGAAUUACAAAAGGUUAUCGAUUUUUUGUCUGAAUCUGACAGCGAAGAUUUGGAGAAACUGAAGGAGAAGACUCAGGACAUCGCUCAGUCGGGCAAAGAUGCUUUGGAGAAACUCAAGCAUCAGUUGCAGGAAGCUAUCGAAGCUGAAAAGCUAAAGCUCGAGCAAAAUCUGGGAAAGUGGGAAGAAGAAGCUAAAGAGGCUGUGAAUGCAAGAAAAUAUUAAGUUUUAAUUUGUAAAUAUUGUAUAGAUCUAAAGAUAUGUAUAUUUUUGUAAAAAUAGUUAAGUGAUGCGUUGAUUCUAAUUAAUUUAUU